Pungitius pungitius (ninespine stickleback) is the source of this 5070-nucleotide messenger RNA. It is a transcript of the gene arhgap39, whose product is annotated as Rho GTPase activating protein 39. Bases 110 to 3124 code for a protein of 1004 amino acids. The record is from RefSeq and is a predicted model, not a curated record. The transcript has 11 exons. Gene Ontology annotation, biological process: signal transduction. NCBI's taxonomy places the organism in Eukaryota, Metazoa, Chordata, Actinopteri, Perciformes, Gasterosteidae. Gene Ontology annotation, molecular function: GTPase activator activity; protein binding. Gene Ontology annotation, cellular component: cytoskeleton; cytoplasm.
AGCUCGUCUGGGAGGAGUGACUCGUUGACUGCGGCGACCGCAAUUUCGGCAACAUGGGAGCCGUUCUUGGAUUUAUUCUAAAGGGAUUUUAAAGAACCGACAGGUGAAAAUGGCAGAGAGGUUGGAGUGGGUGGAGAUCAUCGAGCCGCGCACGCGGGAGCGCAUGUACGCCAACCUGCUGACGGGCGAGUGCGUGUGGGACCCCCCACAGGGCGUCUGCAUCAAGCGGACCGGCGACAACCAGUGGUGGGAGCUGUUUGACCCCAACACCUCGCGCUUCUACUACUACAACGCCUCCACCCAGCGCACUGUAUGGCACCGGCCCCAGGCCUGCGACAUCAUCCCACUGGCCAAGCUGCAGACGCUGAAGCAGCACACCGACGCCACCGACCCCCGUCCCGCAGGCGGAGGAGGCGGGAGGGCGUCGGCGGAGAACAGCCCGGGACGCAACAGCGGGGUGAGCCGCGAGGGCAGCACCUCCUCCUCCCUGGACCAGGAGCUCUCUGAGAAGCAGGGAGGCAGGGACGAGGCGGACAGAACUUCUCCCUUCAGGUGGAACACGGGUACCAAGGAGCGAAUGCUCAUCAAGGUGACGGACAGAGAGCCCAGCUUCUUGGCCCACCAGGGGAACGGUUAUUCCCCCUGCGACCCCCCCACACCCGGGCCUCCCUCCGGAGGGGGCACCACCUCACGCACCCGUCGUUCCUCCGGAGGAAACCCCCCACCGGAACCUGAUGGCUCGCCCGUCCUCUACACCGACCGCCGGCAGUCCCCCUUCCUGAAGCGGGCCGAGCUGGGCGGCACAGGGACCCACCGCCGCUCCUCAGCCGACUCCCAGCCCCCCUCGCCGCGCUACGGCUAUGAACCCCCGCUGUACGAGGAGCCGCCGUCAGAGUACCAGCCCCCUCCCAUCUACGAGGAGCCGCCCACUGACAUGCACCUCUCCGAGGCCUUCUACGGCACUGGCAAGUCACCGGCCCGCAAGUCUUCGGCCCCCCUCUACCACUCCCCCAAGCAGGCGCAGUCGCCCUAUGGCCAGCUGGUUUUGACCCACCAGAAGUGUCCAGAAAAGACGCAGAGUCUGGAGUACAGUCCUGUGGGGAAGGAGUACGUCAAGCAGCUAGUGUACGUUGAGCAGUCCUCUUCCAGCCCCCGCUUCAAGACCGCUGACCGCCUGCUGCGCUACGGCACUACGGGGGGUUAUGGUGGCUCGUAUGGGGGGUCGUAUACUCUGCAGCACAGCCAGUCUCUGAUCAGGGACCCCCGCCUUCUGCUGGACUACAGCGGGGAGAGUGGAGAAGGAGGCCAGAGGUUGCUUUACGAGGACUCCAUCUCCUGGUCGUCCAGUCAGACCCACUCACUCUCCUCUUCCUCCACCGGCGGUCCUGGGGCUUUCUCCCCCGGAGGUAACCGCAAACGCAAGAGCCGCAAGCCGUCCCUCCCCCAGGAGCUGGCGCGCUGCGCUGGGCCGGAGGGGGAGCUGGCGGGCACGGCGUCCGAGGCGAUGCUGGCCGAGGCGAGGCUGGCGUGGGAGGCCCAGCAGGUGAUGAAACAGAGGAGCAGCUGGGACUCGGGGCAGGGCGGCGGGGUCGCGGCCCACGGCGGCGGCUGCAAAGACGGUUACGAGAGUGACGGGGCGCUGCCUCUGCCGUUGCCGGGGCCGGUGGUGAGGGCGUUCAGCGAGGACGAGGCGCUGGCGCAGAGCGACGGCCACCACUGGAAACGCAGCACCUUCGAUCGACUGGGCUUCCCCCAGGCGCUCCUGGAGAAAAGCCUCUCGGUCCAGACCAGCCUGGCCUCCCCUGAGCCUUACCUCCACCCCUCACAGUCGGAGGACCUCGGAGCCUGCGCCCAGUUUGAGGCCAGCCGAAAUGCCAGGAACAUGAUGCCGAGCGCUAGCUGCGGCAUUUUUCCGGAGUUCACCCUGAGAAAGCCCUCCUCGGAGACGGACAUCGAGAACUGGGCGUCCAAGCACUUCAACAAACACACACAGGGUCUGUUCAGACGGAAGGUGUCCAUCGCCAACAUGCUGGCCUGGAGCAGUGAGCCCAUCAAGAAGCCCAUGAUUGUGACCUCGGACCGCAGCGUGAAGAGGGAAGCCGUGGACAUCUUUAAACUCAUUCAGACAUUCAUGGGAGACCGCCGUGCCAAGGUUGACUCCCUCGGCGUUGCUCUGGAGGUGGUGGUGCGCGGAUGGAGCAACCAGGGUCUGCGGGACGAGCUGUACAUCCAGCUGUGUCGCCAGACCACGGAGAACUUCCGCUACGACAGCCUGGAGCGAGGCUGGGAGCUGAUGGCCAUCUGCCUGGCCUUCUUUCCCCCGACGCCCCGCUUCCACACCUACCUGGAGGGCUACAUCUGCCGACACAUGGACCCUCUGAACGACACUAAGGGAGUGGCCAUUAGCAGCUAUGCUAAAUACUGCUACAGGAAACUGACAAAAGCUGCUCUGACUGGUGCCAAGAAGGGCCUGCAGAAGCCCUGUGUGGAGGAGAUCAAGCACGCCAGGAAUGCCAUCUUCAGUCCCUCCAUGUUUGGCUCCUCCCUGGAUGAGGUGAUGGCACUCCAGAAGGAGCGCUACCCUGACAACCAGCUGCCCUGGGUGCAGACCCGCCUCUCCGAGGAGGUCCUGGGUCUCAACGGAGACCAGACUGAAGGCAUCUUCAGGGUACCAGGGGACAUUGAUGAAGUCAAUGCCCUCAAGCUGCAAGUAGAUCAAUGGAAAAUCCCCACUGGACUAGAAGACCCGCACAUCCCAGCGUCUCUGCUGAAGCUCUGGUACAGGGAGCUGGAGGAGCCGCUGAUCCCUCAUGAGUUCUACGAGGAGUGCAUUAGUCACUAUGACAACCCGGAGGCCGCUGUCAACGUGGUGCUGGGCCUGCCGCACAUCAACAAACUGGUGCUGUGCUACCUCAUCCGUUUCCUACAGGUUUUUGCCCAGUCUGCCAAUGUGACCAUCACCAAGAUGGAUGUGAACAACCUGGCCAUGGUCAUGGCCCCCAACUGUCUGCGCUGCCAGUCCGACGACCCCAGGGUGAUUUUCGAGAACACCCGCAAGGAGAUGUCCUUCAUCCGCGUGCUCAUCCAGCGGCUGGACACCAGCUUCAUGGACGGAAUCCUAUAGCCCCCCCUCACACACGCACACACACACCGUCCAUACUUACGCCUCCACUACGCUCCCUUUAACCCCCUCCAUGACACUCCCCCAGCACAGGAAUACAUACACACACCUUGCCUCUCCAACAUGUUUACUUUUCAGGAACUAACAAAACUGCCUUGUUUGGAGUUUCACCACAGGACAUUUAGAGUUGGACCAGCUGUUAUCUCUUUCUAUUGCUGCCAAUGUAGGUCUUUAAUUGACAUUUACAUACACCAGUAUUGGAGUUCCAAGGUUUUCAUAUGCUUACAGUACUGUGUGUGCCUUCACAUGCAUUAAUACAGUGUACACGUACAGAAUGAAGGACAUCGCAGGGAUCUCAUCAUUUCAUUGUGUUUGUUGUCAACGGCACACUCAGAGUUCAGGACCUGAAGGGUCAUUUGAAAUCCAGCUUCUUUGUUUUUUAUGAACUGCUUGUACUCUUGGUUUUCCUGUGCUUCAACACACAUGCAUUGGCACAAAGACAGCGACACAAGAACAUCAGCUCAUGCAAACACAUUGGAGGUCUUGCCCCCUCCGGCGAUUCCACCUUAACACACCAUCGCAACGCCAGCGAGAUUUGUGAUCUGUUCAUUUAAACAUGUAUUACGCACACGUUCCACCACAGGUGUUGAAAGUACACGUACACAGGCCAAGCCAUGCAUUCAGAGGGUUGGGCUCCAGAUUUUCACAAGAUGUAAAGCCUUGUUAAAAGCCUUGUCUGAGCGUCUCAGAUACCAGGCGUCUCCAUGUUUUACGCUGCCACAACUUAGUAGAUGAGGUCCUGCCUGAGGACGGCAAUCUUUGUGCUGUCUCAAUGAGGACAGGAUGCUGCCUGUUACAACGAGGUGUAGCUGUGAAAUAAGACCGCAAUAAAGGGAAACCAAAUUAAUCUUAAAAUUAAGGCGUUCAAUCAAUGAUAACCAAUUGAUUGAUUUUCUUAUACCCACAGACUUUAAGAGGGAUUGUUUCAUACAUGUAAUAAAACCAUCCCUAGCUUCAGUAAAGCUAGGAAGCUCAUUGGCUCCCAACAGGAGGAAGUCCAUUUAAGAAUUCAUCUAAAAUUGGUAAUCCAUGACAUUCAUUUUCUGAGACUAUUCUCUAUGUUCCUUAUUAUUAUUUAGUGUUUACUGUAAAUUGGGAUAUAAAUAUAAUAGCGAAUUAUUCGACACACAUUGUUCCUCUAAUCACUGCCAUUAUACUCUCACACCUAUAUACCACAGUGACAUAGGAAUUAGAUUGUACGGGGUAAUACACAGGUCCUUGGUCGACCCUGUUCAUAGACGUAUUCUCCAUAAUAUUAGUGAAUAAGACCGAUGAAGAAUUUCGAGACAGCUAUAAACUACUUAAACCUCUUAUCAUAUUAAGCAUUAUUAUGAGCAGCAAGUGGGAAAAUAAAAACACUUGUUUUCUGCCAAGUGAAGCAAAUGCUGAGCCAAGUUAAAAGCUUAAAACGGCUUACUCUCUAUUGACCACCAGGGGGCGACUCCUCUGGUCCUAUAGAAGUCUACAAGAAAAUGGUUUUACUUCUCUCCUGAUUUAUCCUCUCAGUAAACAUGAGUUUUUUCAGCACACCGAGUGUUGAGUACUGUUCAGAAUAGUAACUGCUUUUGCUAUAUAUAACCGUGUAAUCUUCAACAUUGGGUCAUCUUGAGGAAAUCUGGUCCUGUCCCCCAUGAAGCAAAAAAAAAACACGAGGCCCGACGCUUUACGUUCACAUACAGCACAGCAUGCUCAUACUUUCUGGGAGGGAUUCGAAAAGUGCCAGAAAAGAACCCCAGGAGAGCCCGCCUGACCCCAGAGUCCAGCACCCCCACCGAAUCCCAACAGGCCUUCCUGCUCACUAAUGGUUUGUGAAUGUGUCUACCCGCUUGUCCAUCUGUCUGUCAGUCAUCAUUUACAAAACGUACCUGUCUCUUUGCAUCCAUUCAGUC